Aureococcus anophagefferens is the source of this 446-nucleotide messenger RNA. RefSeq lists its product as hypothetical. Gene Ontology annotation, cellular component: cytosol. Gene Ontology annotation, biological process: cellular response to amino acid starvation; regulation of translation. The annotation marks the transcript as partial. Gene Ontology annotation, molecular function: protein kinase regulator activity. The transcript has a single exon. NCBI's taxonomy places the organism in Eukaryota, Pelagophyceae, Pelagomonadales, Pelagomonadaceae. The record is from RefSeq and is a predicted model, not a curated record.
GUCAGCAGGCGGCCAAGUCCUCCCUCGGCGAGUGCUGCACGGUCAUCCACAACCCCGACGUGCAGCCGAUCGUGCCCGUGCUCAUCUCGGCGAACGCGAACCCCAAGGAGAACGUCACGGCGCUGGACCGCCUCAUGGGCACGACGUUCGUGUCCCAGGUCGACCGCCCGACGCUGGCCAUCAUUGUUCCCGUCCUCGGCCGCGGCCUCCGCGACCGCGACGUGCAGAUGAAGCGCAAGUGCUGCGUCGUCGUCGACAACAUGUGCAAACUCGUCUGCGACGCCAAGGACGUCGAGCCCUUCAUCGACAAGCUCCUGCCCGAGCUCAAGCGCGUCGAGGAGGAGGUGCCCAUCCCGGAGAUCCGCGCGUACGGCGCGAAGGCCAAGGCGACGCUCGUCAAGGCCAUCAAGGACGGCGGCGGCAAGGUCCCCGCCGAGUUCGAGUAG